GCUGGCGCGAGAGGGCCAACUCCAUGGCAACGGGACACCAACAACACCUGCUGUGGACAGGAUAUCAAUAUGGAGGAGCCGAGGAUUGAGAAACUCAAAAUGUCACCUAAAAAAGUUUUUAUCAACAACAUAGACUCAUACGCUUCUAAAUAUAUUGCCAUGUUGUUGUGCGCAUGUGUGGCCGAAGCACCUGUUGAUUCUGAUGGAGAGAUAAAGACCGAGGAAGAGGAGAAGAGGGAGACAUCAAACCGCGGCGGAGAAGCAGCUUUUCACGUUGUUGGAACAGUUUCCGACAAAUCUGACGACAUCAGGCCAUAUGUCCUGGAGGAGUAUUUACAACUGAACAGGGAGGAGCUACUUUCAAAGCUGAUGGACUGUGAUGUUAUCAUCUACAACAUUAGCCAGCACGCUGAUCAGCUGGAGGAAGCCCUCUGGGCUGUUUCAGCUCUCCACAAUGAAAUGGGCCAUUUUUCUGGACCAAAGAUGUUCAUCCUCGUCUCCACAGUGAUGACCUGGGCCAGCAGCAAGCCACUCAGUCCUGAUGCCACUUUCACUGAUGAGGAAUUCAGGAAAAGAAGAGCACAUCCCAACUUCAUACAACACAUUGACCUGGAGAGGAGGGUGGUCAAGAUGGGCAAAACUAACAGGACAUUGUUCUCGACAUACGUGGUGGCCUCAGGACUUCAGUACGGGAUGGGAGAGCAGAUCUUCCACUUCUUUUUCAAGACAUCAUGGCUGGGACAGGAACAUGAAAUACCUGUUUUUGGAGACGGCAACAACAUCGUCCCCGCUAUUCACGUCACUGACCUGGCAAGUGUGAUUCAGAAUGUGAUUGAACAUCAGCCCAAAAAGUAUUACCUGCUAGCUGUGGACUCUUCCAACAAUACCAUGGAGGAGAUUGUAAAGGCAGUUGCCUCUGUACUUGGACCAGGGAAGAUCCAGAAAAGGCCAUUUGAGGAAGCCUUCCUCACGCAGGACCUGAGUGUAAUGGAAAUUGAUUCCUUGCUGGUCAACCUAUGCAUGGAGGCUGUCCAUGUCAAGGAACUGUUCUCUAUGAACUGGCUGUGUGAGUCUGGUCUGGUGGAGAACAUGGAGCUUAUUGUAGAGGAAUACCAGCAGAGCAGGGGACUACUCCCCAUCUGCCUGUGUGUACUGGGUCCUCCUGCGGUGGGAAAGAGCACAGUGUCCAAACAGAUAUGUCGUUACUAUAAACUCCAUCACAUCACACUGAAGGAGACCAUCUCUGAAACCAUCGCACAACUGGAAGAUACUGUGAAGAAUGCUGAUCCAGAUGCAUACAGUGAUGACUUUGCAGCAGAGGCCCGCGAACAGCUGAACAGCCUGAGGGAGAGUAUGGAGCAACACGGAGGUCUUUUGGAAGAUCAGCUGUUGGUGAAAGUGGUGAAGGACAAGCUGAUGUCUAACCCAUGCAGAAACCAGGGUUUUGUUCUGGACGGCUUUCCCAAGACGUAUGAACAAGCCAAAGAGCUCUUCUAUGCUGAAGAUCAUGAAUCAGAAGAUGGAACAUCCAUGUCUUCAUACAGCAAGAAGAUCAUGCCAGAGUUUGUGUUGUGCCUGGAGGCAUCGGAUGCCUUCCUGAAGGAUCGGGUGAUGAACCUGCCUGAGAGGCAGGUACAGGAGCACAACUACAAUCAGGAGCACUUCUUGCGACGACUGGCCAGAUACAGAGAGAACAACGCGGAAGAUGACACUGUUGUAAACUACUUUGAUGAGCUGGACAUCACCCCUCUGUGCCUGGAGAUCACUAGUAGCAAUGAACCUGACUGCCUGCUGCUGAUGCUGAAGAUCUUCGACACGGUGGGCAAGCCCAGGAACUACGGCCCAAGCAGCCAGGAGGUGGAGGAAGUGGAGAGGAGGAAGGCUGAGGAGAAGAUGAGAAGAGAGGCCCAGGAAAAGGCCGAGGAAGAGAGGAGGGAGGCAGAGGAGGCCAAAUACAGGGCUGCACACUGGGAGGAGUGGACUCGGGGUUUGGAGGAGGUGAGGCAGAAGGAAGAGGAGCUGCUGGAGGCCCACUCCGUCCCUAUGAGGAACUACCUGAUGGAGCACGUCAUGCCCACUCUGACCCAGGGCCUGAUCCAAUGCUGCACAGUCCAACCACAGGACCCUGUGGACUUCCUGGCGGAGUUCUUGAUCAAGAAAAAUCCAUUUAGCUACUGAAAGAGGAGGUCAUUUCUUCUGGUUGCACCUGCACACGUGUCAAAUACAAACAAACUGAAAUGAAAUAUUUUUUUCUCUUAAUUUUCCCAAGCUCUUUAGUAUAUUAAAACUGAAGUCAA
Messenger RNA from Perca flavescens (yellow perch), 2297 nucleotides. RefSeq names its product adenylate kinase 7b (gene ak7b). The record is from RefSeq and is a predicted model, not a curated record. Gene Ontology annotation, molecular function: nucleobase-containing compound kinase activity; ATP binding. The transcript has 18 exons. Gene Ontology annotation, biological process: nucleobase-containing compound metabolic process. Lineage: Eukaryota; Metazoa; Chordata; Actinopteri; Perciformes; Percidae. Bases 70 to 2178 code for a protein of 702 amino acids.